Messenger RNA from Parascedosporium putredinis, 4098 nucleotides. NCBI's taxonomy places the organism in Eukaryota, Fungi, Ascomycota, Sordariomycetes, Microascales, Microascaceae. The record is from the annotation of a GenBank genome assembly.
AUGGCGACCUUUCUCGAAAGCGCUUACAGCCUGGUGCACCAGGACAACACAGCCGAUGUCCCCUCCGUCUCGGAUCUGCGAAUGCAGCUGGAGAAGGGAACCGACGAGAGCAAGAUUGAUACCAUGAAGCAUAUCUUGACGAUUAUGCUCAAUGGCGACCCUAUGCCCUCCCUUCUCAUGCACAUUAUCCGAUUCGUCAUGCCCUCCAAGUCCAAGCCGCUGAAGAAGCUGCUCUACUUCUACUACGAAAUAUGCCCUAAGCUCGAUUCUAGCGGCAAGCUCAAGCAGGAAAUGAUCUUGGUCUGCAACGGCAUUCGUAACGAUCUGCAGCAUCCUAACGAGUACAUUCGUGGAAACACCCUCCGCUUUCUCUGCAAACUCCGGGAGCCUGAGCUCAUCGAACCCCUUCUCUCCUCGGCCCGGGCCUGUCUUGAAUACCGCCAUGCGUACGUGCGAAAGAACGCCGUGUUUGCCGUAGCGUCCAUUUUCCAGCACUCGCCCUCGCUUAUCCCCGAUGCCUCCGAUCUCAUUGCGACUUUCCUCGAAGGCGAGAGUGACGCCACUUGCAAGCGCAACGCUUUUGCUGCCCUUGCUAGCAUAGAUCAUGACCGGGCCCUCGCCUACCUCAGCCAAGUAUUUGACGGAAUACCCAAUGCAGAGGAGCUUCUUCAGCUCGUUGAGAUUGAAUUUAUCCGAAAGGAUGCUGUCCAAAACUCACAGAACAAGGCCCGUUAUCUGCGUCUCAUUUUCGAUUUGCUCGAGGCUGGCGCUUCCACCGUCGUUUAUGAGGCUGCCUCUUCACUCACUGCCCUCACGAACAACCCUGUCGCUGUCAAGGCCGCCGCUUCCAAGUUCCUCGAACUGAGCAUCAAGGAGCCCGAUAACAACGUCAAGCUUAUUGUCCUUGACCGCGUGGACCAGUUGAGGAGGAGGAAUGAGGGUGUUCUCGACGACCUGGUCAUGGAAAUUCUCCGCGUUCUUUCUAGCACCGAUAUCGAUGUCCGACGAAAGGCCCUUACCCUCGCCAUGGAAAUGGUCUCGAGCAAGAAUGUGGAGGAAGUUGUGCUCCUCCUCAAGAAGGAGCUCUCCAAGACUGUCGAUCAGGAGUAUGAGAAGAAUUCGGAGUACCGCCAACUCCUCAUCCACUCGAUACACCAAUGCGCCAUCAAGUUCUCUGAAGUGGCCGCCAGCGUUGUCGAUCUUCUCAUGGACUUCAUUGCCGACUUCCAGAAUGCCUCUGCCGUCGACGUGAUCAACUUCGUCAAGGAGGUUGUCGAGAAAUUCCCCAAUCUCCGCGCUGCUAUUCUUCCCCGGUUGGUUAGCACUCUGAGCGAGGUCCGAGCCGGCAAGGUUUACAGGGGUAUUCUCUGGAUCAUUGGUGAGUAUUCGCUCGAGGAAAAGAACAUUCGCGAGGCCUGGAAGCAAAUCAGGUCUAGCCUGGGAGAGAUUCCCAUCCUUGCCUCCGAGCAGCGACUCCUCGACAAUGUGGACGUGGACGAGAAGAAGGACGAGGACCAGCUCAACGGCCAUUCCAAGCAAGCUGCUCCCAGCGUCUUCGGUCGCCGCCAAGCUGGAGGCUGUCAAGGCGGCGCAAAAGCCCCUCUUCGACAGCUCAUCCUCGAUGGAGACUACUACCUCGCGACCGUCCUUUCGUCUACCCUCGUGAAGCUCGUCAUGAGGCAUGCCGAGAUCUCGUCCGACAUUUCUCGUACCAACGCCCUCAAGGCCGAGGCCAUGCUGAUCCUUAUUUCCAUCGUCCGCGUUGGCCAGUCCCAAUUCGUCAAGGCCCCCAUCGACGAGGACUCGGUAGAUCGCAUCAUGUCCUGUGUCCGAUCCCUUGCGGAGUUUUCGGCCCACAAGGAGCUCGAGACCGUCUUCCUCGACGACACCAGGAAGGCCUUCCGAGCCAUGGUUCAGGUUGAGGAGAAGAAGCGUGCCGCCAAGGCCGCUGUCGAGAAGGCCAAGACCGCGAUUCAGGUUGACGAUGUGUUCCAGAUUAGGCAACUCGCUAAGAAGAAUUCCGAUUCCGUGGAGCUCAUGGACGCUGACCUCGAGCGGGCUACGGGUGGCGAAGGCGUGUCGGAGGACCUUUCUUCCAAACUCAGCCGCGUCGUUCAGCUUACCGGUUUCUCCGAUCCUGUAUACGCCGAAGCCUACGUAAAGGUCCACCAGUUCGAUAUCGUUCUCGAUGUUCUCCUGGUGAAUCAGACAACCGAGACUCUUCAGAACCUAGCUGUCGAGUUCGCUACUUUGGGCGACCUCAAGGUUGUCGAGAGGCCUACGACGCAGAACCUCGGCCCUCACGACUUCCACAAUGUGCAGUGCACCAUCAAGGUGUCUUCAACGGAUACCGGUGUGAUCUUUGGCAACGUCAUCUACGAAGGUGCUCACUCUACCGAUACCAACGUCGUUAUCCUCAACGACCUUCACGUCGACAUCAUGGACUACAUCCAGCCCGCGACUUGCACGGAGACGCAGUUCCGCACCAUGUGGAACGAGUUUGAAUGGGAGAAUAAGGUCAACAUCAACGCCAAGUGCAAGUCGCUCCGUGACUACCUCGACCAACUUAUGGCGUGCACCAACAUGAACUGCCUCACCCCCGAGGCUAGUAUGAAGGGCGACUGCCAAUUCCUGAGCGCCAAUCUUUACGCUCGCAGCGUGUUUGGUGAGGAUGCUUUGGCCAACUUGAGCAUCGAACAACAGGGUGAGGAUGAGCUUGACGAUCUCGAUCGCCGUGAUCAGCAGGAAGAUAAGGACAGGAAGGACGGCAAUGAUGGCAAGGGAAACGGAGACAAGAAGGGGUCCGGCGGCGAUGGUGACGGCGAUGCCGAGAUGAAGGACGCCGAGCCCGAUGAUGUCCUCGACGAUGAGAUUCUCAACCUUAGCACGCAAGACAUAUUGAUGCGGAAGCGUCUUCUGGAGAACGACUCUAGGAUCAUGAGGAGUGAGCUCCAGCGGUUGACGCACGAGAAGGCUACGAUGAACGAGAAGAUCAAGGACAACUUGGACAAGAUUGCUAACAACAGGCAAUUACCUUACCUUGUCGGAAACGUAGUAGAGCUCCUCGACCUCGAUCCCACAGCAGAGUCAUCUGAAGAGGGUGCUAACAUCGACCUCGACGCUACCCGAGUCGGCAAGUCGGCGGUAAUCAAGACGUCGACGCGACAGACUAUUUUCCUGCCGCUCAUUGGCCUAGUCGACCCGAACAACCUGAAGCCUGGUGAUUUGAUCGGUGUGAACAAGGACUCAUAUCUCAUUCUCGACACCCUACCCGCGGAAUACGAUAGCCGUGUCAAAGCUAUGGAGGUUGAUGAGAAGCCAAAGGAGCAGUACACCGACGUUGGUGGUCUUUCCAAGCAGAUUGAUGAGCUGGUGGAGGCCAUCGUAUGGCCGAUGAAGGAGGCUGAGCGAUUCAAGGCCAUCGGCAUCAAGGCGCCAAAGGGUGCUCUUAUGUACGGUCCUCCAGGUACAGGUAAAACGCUACUUGCGCGUGCCUGCGCCGCUCAAACGGACGCCACCUUCCUCAAGCUUGCUGGUCCUCAACUUGUCCAGAUGUUCAUCGGUGACGGUGCCAAGCUUGUGCGGGACUGCUUUGCUCUAGCCAAAGAGAAGGCCCCCUCAAUCAUUUUCAUUGACGAGUUGGAUGCCGUCGGUACGAAGCGUUUCGACAGCGAGAAGAGUGGUGAUCGAGAAGUGCAGCGAACCAUGUUGGAGCUCCUCAACCAGCUUGACGGUUUCGCCUCGGACGACCGCAUCAAAGUUCUCGCCGCGACGAACCGUGUCGAUGUGCUCGAUCCCGCCCUGUUGCGAUCCGGUCGUCUUGACCGAAAGAUUGAGUUCCCUCUGCCCAACGAGGAGGCUCGUGCUCAGAUUCUCAAGAUCCACUCGAGGAAGAUGCGGACCGAUGAAAGCAUCAACUGGAGUGAAUUGGCGCGCUCGACCGACGAGUUUGGCGGUGCCAUGCUGAAGGCGGUGUGCGUUGAGGCUGGUAUGAUUGCGUUGCGGAUGGGCAAGGAUAAGGUCAGCCACGAGCAUUACGUCGAUGCCAUUGCCGAGGUGCAGUCGAAGAAGAAGGACACUGUCAAUUUCUAUGCCUAA